CUAAUUAAUUAAAUUAAUAACCAUUCAGAAAAAUAAAAAAUAAAGAUCAUUUUGUCGUUAUAAACAUUUUUUAUAAAAUAAUUUAAAGUAGAAUGGCUUUUUAUAGACCUGGAGGUUUAUCGGAUUAUUCUGAUGAAGAAUUCUCUGAUGAGGAAGAUUAUACUAUAAGUAGAAAUAACAAUGGUGAUUUCAAUGGAAGUAAUCAAAAAGAUACAGAACUUAAUGAAAUCCAAGAUCAACAAUUUAGAGUACUCAAUGCUUGUAUGACGGGUGACAUUGCUAUUAUUGAUGAGUACAUAAAUGAUGGAAAUGAUGUUAAUGAAUUUUUAUUCAGUGGAUGGAGUAUGCUACUUUAUGCUUCUUCGUCAGUACUACCAGAAGUUAUAGAGCAUUUAUUAAAACUUGGAGCUGAUCCAAAUCUGCACAAAGAUGGAUACACCCCGCUGAUGGCAGUAUGUGACUCAACGAAAGGAACCACAGAGCAAACUUUGAAGUGUAUUGAAAUUUUAUUAAAUGCAAACGCUAAUCCUGACGCUGUUAGUAAAGAUUUACAAACACCAUUGAUGCUCGCUUGCAAAUCCAAAGAACCUGAAGUGAUUACAUUUCUUCUGAAUCAUGCUAAAAAUAUUGAGAUGUGUGAUAAAGAUGGACGAACGGCUGUAUUUUAUGCAGUUUGUGCCAAUAAGCCAGAAGUUUUGAAAAUACUGAUGAAAGCCAAAGCUUCUGUAGCAUUAGUGGACAGACGUAAUUUAACACUUAGAGAUAUUGCUGUUACCAAAAAUUACGAUGAGAUUAAACAGAUUUUAGAUUUCGAAGAUGACGAGAUUGAUAAUUAUUGUUCAGUAACAAAGAUAGUAGAUUGGAAAGAUGCAAUUACAAAUAUUACUAAUCCAGAUUCUGAGUGUGUAGAUCCAGAUAUUGCGAAUAUUUUAUACUCAUUAAAUUUAGAAAAAUACAGGCAGUCUUUCAAAGGAAUGAGUGUUAAAAAAUUCUUGCAACUAACUGAAAAUGAUCUAAUUGAAUUAGGAAUGGACAUUCAGUAUCACAGAAAACAAUUUAUGAAUGGAUUAUUCAAGUUUCAUUCUUCCAAGUGGAAAUUUUCGAAUACCGUUAGAGUUAUUAAAAAAUCUUCCGAAGUUUCAUUAUUCGAUGGAGUUAUAUCUUUAGGAAGUGUUGCUCGACAACUUAAUGUCAUCGGAUCAUGUUUUUGUUACAUGAGGAAUAAUUUCUUUGAAGGAACAAAUAAAAUGAUUCUUACAAAUAAAGAACUUUGUUUAAAAGAACUCAAAGAGACUGAACUUAAGUUGACUUUGAUUAAAAAAGACUUUGAACAAAUAUUAGAAUUUGUUGAAAAGUUUGAAAAAAAGAAUCGCGGAAAUCCACCAGCAGCUUAUAUUGGACCAAAUGAAUUCAAGAACAAAACAUCAUGGACGAUUUUAUUUACUGCUUCUAUAGUAACUGGUAUAUUUAUCACUAAGACUUUUUUUGUUAAAAAAUUGAUAGAUUAAU
This is a messenger RNA of Cotesia glomerata, 1509 nucleotides long. RefSeq names its product ankyrin repeat, SAM and basic leucine zipper domain-containing protein 1-like. The transcript has 9 exons. Gene Ontology annotation, molecular function: protein binding. Gene Ontology annotation, cellular component: pi-body. The coding region runs from base 93 to 1508 and encodes 471 amino acids. Lineage: Eukaryota; Metazoa; Arthropoda; Insecta; Hymenoptera; Braconidae. Gene Ontology annotation, biological process: piRNA processing. The record is from RefSeq and is a predicted model, not a curated record.